Messenger RNA from Aethina tumida (small hive beetle), 2125 nucleotides. It is a transcript of the gene Rcc1, whose product is annotated as regulator of chromosome condensation. Gene Ontology annotation, molecular function: guanyl-nucleotide exchange factor activity. Bases 308 to 1600 code for a protein of 430 amino acids. NCBI's taxonomy places the organism in Eukaryota, Metazoa, Arthropoda, Insecta, Coleoptera, Nitidulidae. Gene Ontology annotation, cellular component: cytoplasm. The record is from RefSeq and is a predicted model, not a curated record. The transcript is spliced from 8 exons.
AUUUGUGUGGAAACGAACAGGUUAGGUUGCGCGCGAAUCUUAUUUACCUCUCGCUUCCACUUACAUGAAUUUAUAUGUUCAACUCUGUCUUGCAUAUAUGAGAGAGGUCUAUUGGUCAUUCUAUUUUGAACACUCUAACCGGCAGAUGUCCUAACUAUUCAGUUGAUUCUUUUCCCGCUUACAAACUUCCAAAACUGUUGACCCCAAACUACUGUUGACUUAAUUUUGUAUCUUUGACUGUUGUUUAUAUUUUAUGUUGUAUAUAUUGUGAAGUAUCCGUAAAACUUAAGUAUUUUUUCUAUUAACGAUGGCCACAAAGCGAAGGAGAGCAAGUACAACCGCCACGGCAACAAACAGAGCCAAGAGGGUGAAAUUUACACUUGAUAGUGCUAAAAUACCAGAAACUAACGUUGAAGGAGUACUGCUUGUGACUGGAGCCGGCGAGACAGGUCAGCUUGGUCUUGGACCUGAUGUUUUUGAAAAAUUAAGGCCAACUCUUGUAAAUCUCGAACAUGAUAUUGUUGACGCUUGUGGUGGGGCUAUGCAUACAGCUUGUUUGACAAGUGAAGGAAAAGUGCUUACUUUUGGAUGUAAUGAUGAGGGGGCAUUAGGAAGGCCAACAACUGGAGAAGAUGAUGAAUUUGAAGCUGGUGAGGUUGCAUUGCCAGGAAAAGUUAUACAACUCACCACAGGAGAUUCUCACACAGCUGUUUUAUUAAAUGAUGGUAGGGUGUUUGCUUGGGGUACAUUUAGGGAUUCACACGGAAGUAUGGGUUUGACAGUGCGCGGUAAUGAGAAAGAGCCGUAUGAAAUUAUCAAGGAUCACCACAUUGUGAAAAUAGCCUCUGGAUCUGAUCACUUGGUCUUCCUUACCAACCGAGGCGAGGUGUAUACAUGCGGGAAUGCUGAACAAGGUCAGCUCGGACGCACGUCUGAGCGCGGCAGCACAAGAAAUGCCCGCGCCGGUCUUGGUAAGGGGGCAGUAGAAAAAUUACUACAGCCUGCUCCUAUAUCUUUAAAACCCAGUUUAAAGUUACACUUUGACAAUAUAUGGGCUGGUUCUUAUGGUACAUUUUGUAAAGUGGCAGAUAAAGAUGAUAUUUAUGUCUUUGGCUUGAACAAUUAUAACCAAUUAGGCCUUGAUAUUGUGGGACCUCAAUACAUGCCAGUCAUGUCCAAAGACUUUUCCAAAUACAAGUGGAAUAUGAUAACAUGUGCCCAGCAUCACACCAUAGGACUAACAACUGAGGGGAAGGUUAUGGCGAUUGGUCGUAGAGAAUAUGGAAGAUUAGGAUUAGGAGAGAACUGCGAGGAUGCCAAGGAAUUAGUCGAGGUUUCAACGCUAACUGACAAAAAAACUAUAUGCAUCGGAGCAGCGUCUUCUUCAUCCUUUGCAGUGACUGAAGAUGGAGAAUUGUACUCUUGGGGCAUGGGUAACGGAGGAAUCCUGGGUUCGGGUGCUGAAGAUGAUGUAUGUGUGCCCACUCUGGUCAAAAGUAAACAACUAGUUGACCGCAAGGUAUUCCGUGUUAGUGUUGGUGGUCAACACACAGUUAUCCUAGCCGUAACAAAUAACAAUAACAAGACUAAUGGUAAUUAGUGAGUUUUAAAAGACAAAUACAAAAGUUUAGAUUUAGAUUUCAAAUUAUGGAAUUGACAACUUAAUUUAUUCUGAAUAGUGUGAUUGUAAACAAGAGCUCAAUUUUGAAUGUUCUUUGUAAGUUUGUUAAACUUGUUGUCUUUUUACAGUCUAUUGAUGUGAUUACAAUAUUUACUUGACUUGUUCAGCAAUUACACUUCUAAGAAAAUUACACUUGAUUCAAAUGUUUCAUAAUUUAUUAAAAAUGAAUAAAAGUAAAAAUAUAUUUUAUGGUAUGUUAUUAACAAUUUAAAUAAUGGUUUAUUAUUAAGGUUAACCUGCUUUGGACUAGUUAAUUUGUCCUAUGAAUAAAAGGACUUUUAUCCAUAUUGUGUCGAACAAAUGUUUUAUCUAGGUACUGUUGUAUCUUGUUAUAGAUUUGUAUUUUUUUGUAACUGCCAUGAAUGUAUUGAAUUGUAUUUGUUGAGAACAACAUAUGUUAAUUGUGUUUAAAUUGUUUUGCAAUAAUAGUCAUGACAUUAAUAA